Folsomia candida is the source of this 4437-nucleotide messenger RNA. Its product is annotated as pyruvate carboxylase, mitochondrial. Gene Ontology annotation, molecular function: pyruvate carboxylase activity; metal ion binding; ATP binding. Gene Ontology annotation, cellular component: cytoplasm. The transcript has 23 exons. Gene Ontology annotation, biological process: pyruvate metabolic process; gluconeogenesis. The record is from RefSeq and is a predicted model, not a curated record. NCBI's taxonomy places the organism in Eukaryota, Metazoa, Arthropoda, Collembola, Entomobryomorpha, Isotomidae. Bases 284 to 3877 code for a protein of 1197 amino acids.
UUAGUUAGUUUAACUGGUUAGUUGGCGUGUGAUCUUACUUAUCACCUGCUUAUCACAUAGACCAGACCAGAGUCUAAUUUCUCCGUCUCUCUUCUCUGACCCGAGCUAUCAUAUUCCUCUAUGUAACCAUCCGAUAAGCCUGCUGAGCCGCAGUGCGGAUUUCCAUUUUCUGAGUUUGUGGUGAUUUUACAAAGACAGUAAACUUAUUGGACCCUGUCCUGGUGUAUUCAAAAUUGGAGUAGAAAAUUUCAAAUAUAAUAAAAGGAGAUAAGACUAAGAAAGGAUGGGAUACUACUCAACGUGGCUUGCAAAGGCAGCUGCGUCAACGCCAUGGGGCAAUGGCGUAACCUCGAAGAUUCGAAGCAGAUGUAUCCCUGCUUGCAGCCCAUAUUUCACCACCAAUGUUCGACACAAGCACUCUCAGAAAGUGGAUUAUCGGCCAAUCAAAUCUGUUCUGGUCGCCAAUCGGGGAGAAAUUGCCAUUCGAAUUUUCCGAGCCUGUACAGAACUUGGAAUAAGAUCGGUCGCAAUAUAUUCGGAGCAGGACAAGAUGCAUAUGCAUAGACAGAAAGCGGAUGAGUCCUAUCUGAUAGGUCGAGGAUUGGAACCAGUUCAAGCCUAUUUGAAUAUCCCUGAGAUCAUCCAGGUUGCAAAGGAACACAAUAUAGACGCUAUUCAUCCAGGAUAUGGAUUCCUCUCGGAACGAUCAGAUUUCGCUCAGGCUGUGAUUGAUGCUGGAGUGAGAUUCAUCGGUCCCAGUCCUGAAGUUGUAAGGAAGAUGGGAGAUAAAGUAGAAGCACGAGAAGCUGCUAUUGCGGCUGGGGUUCCUAUUGUUCCGGGAACGGACGGUCCAGUAACUCAUUCUGAGGAAGCCAUCAGAUUUUGUCAGAAUCAUGGACUGCCCGUUAUCUUCAAAGCCGCAUAUGGUGGUGGUGGUAGAGGGAUGCGAGUCGUAAGAAAGCUGGAGGACGUAGAAGAGAUGUUCAAACUGGCAAGUAGUGAAGCCAAAGCAGCUUUUGGUAAUGGUGCCAUGUUUAUUGAAAAGUUUGUCGAGCGACCUCGUCAUAUCGAAGUCCAGAUUUUAGGAGAUCAAGCUGGUAACAUAGUUCAUCUCUAUGAACGUGAUUGUUCGGUGCAACGAAGACAUCAAAAAGUUGUAGAAAUCGCCCCCGCUCCAAAUCUUGACCCCAAGAUUCGUGAUAGAAUGACAGCAGAUGCAAUUAAACUUGCUCAACAUGUUGGAUAUUCUAAUGCUGGCACGGUGGAAUUUCUUUUGGACCAAUCUGGAAAUUAUUUUUUCAUCGAAGUUAAUGCCAGGCUCCAAGUGGAGCACACAGUUACCGAAGAGGUUACUGGUGUUGAUUUAGUACAAUCGCAAAUAAAAAUAGCUGAGGGGAUGACUCUCCCAGAGUUACAACUAGAGCAGAAAAAUAUUGAAGUGGAUGGCUGUGCUAUUCAGUGCCGAGUAACGACAGAAGAUCCUGCGAAAGGAUUUCAACCGGAUACUGGACGAAUAGAGGUUUUUAGAAGUGGUGAAGGAAUGGGUAUCCGAUUGGAUGGGGCGUCUGCAUUUGCCGGAGCUAUAAUUUCACCGUAUUAUGACUCCCUUCUUGUCAAAGUCAUAUCGCAUGCAAAGGAUCUCCCUACUUCUGCUGCCAAGAUGGACAGAGCAUUGAGAGAGUUCCGUGUUCGAGGAGUUAAGACCAACAUCCCUUUCCUCCUCAAUGUCCUCGAGCACCAACGUUUCCUCGCUGGUACACUUGACACCAACUUUCUCGACGAGCACCCACAACUCUUCACCUUCCUCCCGCAGCAAAAUCGUGCCCAAAAAAUUCUAAAUUAUGUCGGCGAAGUCCUAGUGAACGGACCCACGACACCAUUAGCUACCGGCUUAAAACCCGCCGUUGUCGUCCCCGUCGUCCCAUCGACACCAGCGGCUCCGGACCCGACCUCGGGGUGGCGGAAGAUACUCCUCGAUCAAGGCCCAGCCGCUUUCGCCGCUGCGGUGAGGGCUCAUCCAAAACUUUUGUUGAUGGACACUACCCUUCGAGACGCACAUCAAAGCCUGUUGGCCACUCGCGUGAGGACGUACGAUCUGGAGAGGAUUGCACCUUUCGUGGCGCACCGGUUGAGUGGCCUCUACUCGUUGGAGAACUGGGGAGGUGCGACGUUCGAUGUUUCCAUGAGAUUUCUGCACGAGUGCCCAUGGGAGAGGUUGAUCGCGCUGAGGAAGUUGAUCCCGAACGUACCGUUUCAAAUGUUAUUGCGGGGCGCAAACGCAGUUGGGUAUACAAACUACCCGGAUAAUGUGGUGUUCAAAUUCUGCGAACUGGCUGUUCGAAACGGCAUGGACAUCUUCCGCGUCUUUGACAGUCUCAACUAUCUCCCAAACCUCCUCUUGGGCAUAGAAGCAGUCGCGAAAGCAGGUGGCGUCGUAGAGGCGGCCAUUUCUUAUACGGGCGAUGUAUUUGACCCAUCCAAGACCAAGUACGAUCUAAACUACUACCUCCAGCUGGCGUCUGCCCUAGUCGACGCGGGUACUCAUGUUUUGUGUGUAAAAGACAUGGCAGGACUUUUGAAACCACAAGCUGCCCAACUAUUGAUUUCCGCAUUGCGUGCCCAACACCCCACAAUGCCAAUUCACGUUCAUACCCACGACACAUCGGGAGCAGGGGUCGCCUCCAUGCUUGAAGCAGCCCGAGCUGGGGCAGACAUUGUUGACGUGGCGGUUGAUUCGAUGUCAGGCAUGACCUCGCAACCAAGUUUUGGCGCCAUAGUGGCAUCUCUUCAAGGAACGGAACAAGCAACGGAAUUCGGUCUGGAGGAAGUUUCACUCUACUCGAGCUACUGGGAGCAGGCCCGCACUUUGUAUGCCCCUUUCGAAUGUACGACGACGCUGAAGAGUGGAACGGCAGAUGUUUAUCUGCACGAAAUCCCAGGGGGACAGUAUACCAACCUGCAGUUCCAAGCUUAUUCAUUAGGAUUAGGCAGUCAGUUCCACAAGGUUAAGGCGGCCUAUGCCGAGGCGAACAUGCUUCUCGGGGAUAUCAUCAAGGUGACACCGAGCAGUAAGGUGGUCGGCGACUUGGCCCAAUUUAUGGCGCAGAAUAAGCUUACUUCAAAAGACGUCGAGGAACGGGCGGAAGAAUUGUCGUUUCCCAAAAGUGUAGUGGAAUUUAUGCGGGGGGAAAUAGGCCAGCCACAUGGGGGGUUUCCGGAACCGUUGAGAUCCAAGAUUUUGAAAGGUCUACCUGGUAUUGAAGGACGUCCUGGAGCUCAACUCGCGUCGUUCGAUUUCGAAGCGGCAACAGUCGACUUAAAGGAAAAAUUUGGCGGCCGCAUUCGUGAAGAAGAUGUCAUGAGUUACGCCCUCUAUCCAAACGUUGCUACAGAAUUCUUCGAAUUCCGUGAUGUCUACGGUCCAGUCGAUAAGUUAGACACGAGAAUUUUCUUGGUUGGACCUAAAGUCGGAGAGGAAUUUGAAGCUACGAUAGAGAAGGGAAAAACUCUGAGUUUCAAGACUUUGGCUGUUGCUGCGGAUCUAACUAAAAACGGUCUCCGUGAAGUAUUUUUCGAGCUAAAUGGACAAUUGAGAUCUGUAUUUAUUCGAGAUAAGGAAGCCGUUAAGGAACUACACAUUCACCCAAAAGCAGAAAAGAAUAAUAAAAAGCACGUGGGCUCACCUAUGCCCGGCAGUGUGAUUGAAAUCAGGGUAGAGGAAGACAAACAUGUCGAGAAGGGAACUCCAUUAGUCGUUUUGUCUGCAAUGAAGAUGGAAAUGAUUGUUCAAGCCCCUGUUUCUGGAACACUCAAAGCAAUCCAUGUCACCAAAGGAAUGAAGCUAGAGGCGGGAGACUUAAUUAUCACUAUCGAGUAGUUGUUCAUAUUAUAUUUUCCAAAGAAAUAUCAAAUUGUGAACUAAAAUAAUGAAGUUUUAGUGUGUAGAUCAGGCGUACAUAUGUAGCCGAGAUGAAAAAAUGAAACUUUGAUAUUAUUAAUUACUGUAUAUUAUGAUGGUGCUAUAAAUGUAUGUAGUAGAAAACAAUUAUCGAAAAAAAACCCCAUAUCUAACAAUUUCAGUUGCCUAAACCCCAAAUUAUAUGUACAUUGUUUCAAUGCGUUAAAAUUACUGACUUGAGUCUCAAUUUCAUAACCCAACCAUUCCGUUUUCCCUUGUCUGUGGAUAUUAUAUUGUGUGUGUCAAAGUAUCUUGCCAUUUAUAUACUAUAUUUGAACAUGUCUUCCAAAGAAUACCAUUUGAGCUUUAAGGGCGUGAUAGCGUCGUUACUGGAUAAUUUUAUUCAUAAAAGUUUUAGAAAAAAUUCUUGUCAAUUAGUACGUAACCAAGUUUUUCAGUGCAUGUUGCCUGUUCCAUGUGCGUGCUACUGUGGUGAUCAAAGUCAAUAAAUAAACGAGUUACAAUUUUGAAUCACGAAA